CGAGCUUUCAGAAACAGAGUCUCCAGAUGAAAGCGUCGUGUGUACAAGUGUUGUAUGAAAGAAGAGAAAGAAUUCUUGUUUAGUCAACAGGUUUGCAUCCAACAAAGGUCACUCUAACGAAGCUGUUGGUAAAGUCUUGACAUAAAAUGACCGAAGUAUCUCAAAGAAAAAUACCUGGAGAUGGGCAAAACGAAUAUUUGUUUGAUCCUCGUUUACUGGAGAGGAUAGCGGACCGUAACAGGGAAGUUAAUGAUGGCAUAUGGAUCAGACCACUAUCGGUUGGGGAUUAUGAAAGGGGGUUCAUCCAGCUCUUGGGACAGUUGACUCAAGUCGGAGAUAUUACCAGAGAACAAUUCGUUGACCGAUUCAAAAAGAUGAAGACUUCUGGUGAUUACUAUGUUGUUGUUGUGGAAGAUAGAAAUACAGGAAAGGUUAUAGCCAGUGCUACACUUUUGACAGAACAAAAAUUCAUCCAUGAUUGUAGCCUGAGAGGAAGACUCGAGGAUGUUGUGGUGAACGAUCAUUACCGAGGUAAAUCACUAGGCCAGUUGAUUGUGAGGACGAUUAGUCUUCUUUCUCAACGACUACGGUGUUAUAAACUUUCUCUGGACUGCCGGGAUAAGCUAAUAGAUUUUUAUGUCAAAUUAGGAUUUUCCAAAGAGCCAAAUAACGGAAAUUCUCUUAAUGUACGAUUCGAAUAUGAAAAUCCUAUGAGUAACUUAUAAGAUCCGAUCUGUCCUAUUCUCGAUAAUUAUAAAGAAUGAUUAUGAAAAGGUCAGUGAUUUUGGUUCUGUAUACUAGAAAUGUUAAUUCUAACAACUUACAACGAAAUAAUGGCUCAAUUUUAUCUACGAAUCAAAUCCUACAAAAUCCUGAGCAUUGCAUUAACACAUCGAGUUACAAAAUUAAAUCUUUUUAACAAUUUUAAGAUUAUUUGUACGAAGCAAAUAGGCUUAUACCUCGCAUGUAAAGGUGAUCCAAUAAAUUACUUAAGAUACUAAUGUAGAUCAUGAAAUAAAUGAAAUGCACUAUUUUACACUCA
Molecule: messenger RNA, 1042 nt
Organism: Athalia rosae (coleseed sawfly)
Lineage: Eukaryota; Metazoa; Arthropoda; Insecta; Hymenoptera; Athaliidae
Gene: Gnpnat
Product: probable glucosamine 6-phosphate N-acetyltransferase
Exons: 6
Coding region: 147-725 (192 amino acids)
Biological process (GO): UDP-N-acetylglucosamine biosynthetic process
Cellular component (GO): Golgi apparatus; endoplasmic reticulum-Golgi intermediate compartment; endoplasmic reticulum
Molecular function (GO): glucosamine 6-phosphate N-acetyltransferase activity; monosaccharide binding
Source: RefSeq, a predicted model, not a curated record